AAAUGCGAAAAGCCUGAGAAACUGUCACAUGCCAGGAAAGACUAAGGGGACGUGGUGGCCAAUGCGAUACGGCACCUUGAGCUGGAUCCUGGGAAAGAGAAAGAUCAUCAAUGCAAAAACUGUGGCAGGAAGUUGGAGGCAACCUAGGUGUCCAUCUCUAGAAGACUGCAUUCCAAACGGAUGCACCAGUGGAAUUCUAUGCAACAGGAAGAAGAGGGAGAAAAUAAAGAGAUGCCAACUGCGUGAGGAGGGGGCUCACCUUCCUGUCCCCAGGCUGGAAGAGAAAGAGUCGCCAUUUCGAAGGGCAGGGCUUGACAUGUCUCAGGCACCAUCCUGCCUCGGCAGUGGGACCCCUACCCUAGGCUGCCGUCUGGGGGCCCUGUACCGGGCUUGUGUCCACAAUGACUCUGCCCAGCUCCAAGCCGUGCUGGAUGGUGGGGUCUCCCCAGAGGAGGCCACCCAGGUGGACAGCAAUGGGAGGCAGGACAAAGAAGGGGACACAGCCCUCAUGCUGGCUGCCCAGGCAGGCCAUGUGCCUCUGGUGAGCCUCCUACUCAACUAUUACUCAGGCCUGGACCUGGAGCGCCGGGACCAGCGGGGGCUAACAGCACUGAUGAAGGCUGCCAUGCGGGACCAUUCCGAAUGCGUGGCUGCCCUCCUCAUGGCAGGUGCUGACCUGACAGCGGUGGAUCCUGUUCGGGGUAAGACGGCCCUGGAGUGGGCAGUGCUGACUGACAGCUUCAAUGCUGUGCAAAGGAUCUGGCAGCUGCUGCGGCGGCCCCGAGUGGAGCAGCUCAGCGAGCAUUUCCAGCCUGAGUGGCCAGCCCUGCCCGGGCUUGUGGCCCAGGCCCAAGCUGCCCCAUCUCUCCUAAACCGGCUGCAAGCCCAUUUGAGCCUGCCCUUUGCCCAGUCUCCUCAGGAGGGGGGUGUCCUGGACCACCUUGUGACUGUCAUGACCAGUCUGGCCAGUCCCUUCCUCACCACUGCCUGCCACACCGUGUGCCCUGACCGCCCGCCUGAACUGGGCACCCGAAGCAAGUCUGUGCCAGAGCUGCUAGGCACUGCCCCUCCCCCACCCCCAGCCCCCCAAUCUCCUCAGAUAGUCCCUGGCCCCCAGUUCUUCAUCCCUUACCAGGGCCCUCAGGGCAUGUUGAGUAUGUGCCCUCAGUGGCUACAGCCUAGGGAUGGUGCCAGCUCCAAGCCCCAAGCUCCCAAGAUCCUCCUCUCCAAGGCACCCUCAUCUUCCAGCCAGCGCCAGCUGAAGCCCAGGCCUGCAGGGCACCAAAGCCUGGCCCUUCCUGUCUGGAGAUACCAGGAGCUCAGAAUGAUGAGGAGGCAGCAGGAGGAGGAGGCCAGGUGGGCACAGAGCCAGGGGAAGAUGGGCUAGGCUGGCCUGGGAGCAGCUCAUCAGGCCCCUCCUUUAGGCUCCGUUGUCCUCUAGAGCCCCUUUUGCCUUCACAUCCACCUUUGUCUAAGUGACUCUACUCUCAGCCUAUGUGCAAGGUGAUUCAUACAGCAUUGUUUGCAACAGUGUAAGAGUGGAAACAACCCAAGUGUCCAUCGAUAGGGGACUAGCCAAAUUGAUUAUGGGUGUAGUCACUGUACACCCAUAUGAAAUAUUCUAUACAGUGGUAAAUAAGACAAGAGCAAGGAAGCUCUUUAUGUUAUGAAACUGAUCUUCAAGACGUAUUAAUGAGCAUAGCCAAGGGGUAGAACAGUAUGUGUGGCAUGCUACUGCUUGUCAAAGUAAAAUUUCCACCAAGAUAAACUUGACUAAUACAGACAUAGAGUGAGAACCAAGAUUUAUUUAACUACUUAAUGAGUGGUCAAGGAAGGAUGGAUCAGAGGAAGAAAUGAAAACCAUUGUUGACAGUCAGUGGAAAUAAGAACGCUUGAAUAAGGUAACAAAGUUAGAUACAAAAAAGGUUCAUUCCUACCCAGCAAUAAAACCAUAACUGUUUUUUUUCUACCAGACAAAAAUAAUUUGCUAUUUACCAAUCUUCUACAGGUUAACCUCUUAAUUUCAUAAUGUUUGGGCCCUUAUCAAUAAUAAAUAGUAUGUCAAACAAAGUUAUUUCCCUUAGAUGACCCAUAGGUGGGGUUAUUAGCCAAUGAUCUAAAAUAUCUUUGAAAGGGCACUUAGUCAUUUUUUGUGUGUGCCUUAUUUACAAGUUUUGAAUAUUUCUUAACACAUUGGUUGCAUAAAUACAUUUGCCUACUUAUUCAUAACAAUAAAAGCAGCUACUUAUAAGGUGCUUACUGUAUACAUUCAUAUGUUUGAUAUUCCCAAUAAUCCAAUGAGGAUUUUAUCUUUGAGGACACAGGGCACACAGGGCACAGAGAGGGUAACGAAUUGCUUAGUGUCACACAGCUAGAAACUGGCAGAGAUCAAGAUUGAGAGUCACCAUCCAAUUGUGGAGGCCAGAUUUUUAACACUAAAGCAUGCUGUCUUAGUGGAACCACUGUGAAAAGAAACAUGGCAUUUUUCUUGGGAAGGAGACUGAGCAGCUGACCAAGGCUGGAAGGGAGCUUUUCCACUGAAAAUCUUUUUGAAACUUUUGACUCUUAAAAAUAAAUUGUAUAUUUUAGAACAGUUUUAGAUUUACAGAAAAGUUGUAAAGAUCAUGCCAAGAGUUCCCAUAUACCCCAUACCCAGUAUCCUCUUAUUAACAUGAGUAGAGUACAUUGUGUUACAAUUAACAAACCAAUAUUAACACAUUAUUAUUAAU
Messenger RNA from Manis javanica (Malayan pangolin), 2729 nucleotides. The record is from RefSeq and is a predicted model, not a curated record. NCBI's taxonomy places the organism in Eukaryota, Metazoa, Chordata, Mammalia, Pholidota, Manidae.